Molecule: messenger RNA, 7717 nt
Organism: Hemibagrus wyckioides
Lineage: Eukaryota; Metazoa; Chordata; Actinopteri; Siluriformes; Bagridae
Gene: cntrl
Product: centriolin
Exons: 43
Coding region: 662-7243 (2193 amino acids)
Molecular function (GO): protein binding
Source: RefSeq, a predicted model, not a curated record
AUAAAACCUGGACUUUCAACGAGUCCUUCAAUGAAAACAGUGUCCGAUUUUGUGUUUAACUUUUUUUUUUUUUAUCAAGAAAGUUGUGAGAAUUAGCGCUAUCUUUUCAUGCAGUCAUGUGGCGUUACCGUUAACGGCAUUAACUCUGUCCUCUAUUGUAGCUCAGUCUCCAUGGUAACAGGCACAGCACUCUUGUAAUGCUGCUGUCUAGCUAUGCUAACAACUUCUCACUAACGAGUGAAUGGAGAUGCAAUGAGGAUAAAGUUUAUUUUUUAUUUGUUUAUAAUUUUUUAAGAAACUAGCAUCGUGUUUAGUUCAUGUUAUUAAACUAUUCGGUCAGUGUUAUGGCUAGUUCAGCGGGUAACCAGCAACCUAACUAGAUUAGAUAAAUACGCUAUUUAGUUCAGCUAGCUAACUAAGUGUCCAAAGUGAAUAAGUGACCUAAAGCGAUUAUAGACUGUUAUAAGAUAUUUAUACUAAAUUAAAGCAAAGUGACACAAGUGACUUGCAGCAGGUUGUGCUAGCAUGGUGAAUAUUCACAGUGGAAACAGCUACUUUCGGAGCUCUGUGUUGUUAAAGCGAGCUCUUUUGGAUAGCUAGCUAGCUAACAGCAGUACAGAGGAACCUGUACAGACAAAUUCCGCUGGUUUAACUGGUAAGUAUGAAGCGGAUAAGUGAUUCCCACAGAGCCUGGUCUGUGGAGAGACUGAAGGUGUCCAGCAGAAUGUUGAGUUCAGCUUCUCCUCCUGGCCUGGGUCAGACAGCAGCGAGUGAAGAUGAGCUCAGUGAUGACGGUGAAAUAAAAUGCACAGGAACACGAUACAUCACAGAAGAUUUUAUUAAGAAGUUGACCAAGCAAGACAAUUUGUCCCUUGUGCGCUGCUUGAAUCUGUCCACCACUCAUGGGGAUAAAUGCUUCAAGUUCAUUGAGAACUUGGACAAUUGUGAGCGUCUUCAUAUUCUCAACCUUAGUAACAACAUCAUUGAAAAACUUGAGAAAAUGGAGAGGCUUCAUCAACUGCGCGAGCUGCACCUUUCCAAUAACAGAAUAAGGAAAAUAGAAGGCCUAGAGCAAAUGGCAAACCUACAGAUUCUGAAUCUGUCUAACAACAGCAUUGAACACGUGCCACUGUGGUUGGGGAAAAAGCUCAGAUCCCUUCAGAAGCUAAACCUCCAGAAAAACAAGAUAUUUUCUCUUCAUGAGCUCGCCAAACUGAAGCAUCUAAAAAGUCUCACAGAGCUGAUGUUAGCAGAGAACCCUGUAUCUGACCUUCCCCACUACCGCCUCUUCUUAGUCUUCCAUCUGAGAUCAUUGGAGUUUCUGGAUGGGCAGCCAAUCAGCGAACAGGAGCGAGUGAAAGCAUAUCAGCGCUUUCACACUGAGGAGCUAGAGCGUCUAGAGCAAGAGCUGGAAGAAAGAGGAGCAGAGAUUGAGCGACUGCAGGAGGAGAAAACUGCAGCAUUAAAAGAGUUGGAGAAUCAAGAGCAGCUCCAGCAAAGCCUGAGGAGGCAAAGCCAGGAGCAACAGUCACGACAGGAAGAGCUUGAAAUGGAGCUGGACACAAAGUCGGAACUGCCAAUUUCCUCUUCACUUCUUCCUACUUUCCCUAGAGGUCUGUCAGCCACCCUAAAGCCUCAAUUACCCGUUCUCCUGCUGGAUUCUUUCUGCAAGCUAAAGCAGAAGACCUCAGAGCUGACUCGGGCCUGCCAGAAACAGUAUGAGCUUGAGCAAGAGCUGGCUUUUCAUAAGAUAGAUGCAAAGUUUGACCCACUUCCUUUUUAUCCUAAUCAUGACCAGGAUGGGAAUGUGCUCUGUGAGAGUCCGUACAUUGGAAAAGCCCGACACAAAAGGAACACAUUUACAUCAGACAGUACAGAUACAGGGGACAGGAAUCUGGCCACAGGGGGUCUCACACAUACAGGCAAAGUAGAAGAGGAGGAAUCUAGGCAUGACUUGGAAAGAGAUGCUGUGACUGUAGCAGAGGAGCAGCUACAGCGGCUGCGUAAGGAGAUGGAGUACACAGAGCAACAGAUCCUGAGAGCCACCGAUGAGCUGCAACAACUAGAAGAGGCGGCAUCUCAAAAACGAAUUUCAGAAGCAGAGAAGGACCAUCUUAGACAACAGCUGCAGCUGAAGAUCCAGAUGCUGAGCGAGAUGCGGCAGGAGGCAGAGACCCUGGAGAAGCAGCUGGACAGGCAGAGCUCUGAGCUCAGUGUAGCUCAAGCGGAGUUGGACCAACUCCAGAGCUUACUGCACACUUUGAAUCCAGAAGACAUCAGACACGCUCAUGUGAAGGCUCAGCUGGCCAGUAAGAGUCAGCUGCUUUCCAUCAUGAGUAAGAAACAGCACGAGUUGGAAGGCCGGCUAGAUGACAUGCUCAGUCGCAUUGCCAAGGAGACACAAGAAAUCAAAGAUCUAGAACAGCAGCUUACUGAGGGUCAGAUAGCAGCUAAUGAAGCAUUAAAGAAGGAUCUAGAGGGCAUAAUCUCCGGACUGCAGGACUACCUGCAUGGGGUGAAGGAUCAAGCUCGACAGGCCGAAUCUGACUGCCUGCGCCUGCAGAAGGAGAAUGACACUCUACAGCAGCUCGUCUGGGACAAAGACCAACAGCUCAGCCGACUGCAGCAAGUUGCUCAGAUAUGUGAAAACACAAAGGAGGAGUUGCUGCAGCACCAGAAGGAGUUGCAGACUCUGCGGAGGGAGAACUCAGAGCUGAAGGAGGCUCAAGGUCAUGUCAGUGCCUAUGAAGCUGAUUUGGAGGCCGAGCUGCAAGAGAAAGACUGUAAGGUCAGCCACCUGGAAGAGGAGCUGAGUCGAUUGCACCGGCUUAGUCAGCUAGAGCAUUCUGCACUGCAGACGGAGCUGCAGAAGGAGAGACAGGCUAAGGAGAAUGCACUGGCUCAGCUACAGCUAGCUGCAGAGAGAGAGCUGGAGAACGCUGAUCUCCUGCAACAGCUCAACACGCUGCAGAGGGAGAAAGGUUCCCUAAUGGAGAAAGUCCGUGUCUUGCAAAAAGACUUGCAGCAAAUCAAGAGGGAACUGCUGUGCCCUAAACAAGUGGCCAGGAGUUUGCAGGGGCUAAAGAGAAUCAUUGCCACAGGGUCAGGUGAACUAAGCAGAGUGACUGGUGACGGAGAUAUGCUGAGCGAAAGCUUGGCUGAACUGCAGGAAGAGCUGCACCGCACAGUUUCUGCUGCUUUGAGAGACCGAGAUGCGGCCCAGAGUGCUCAGGAUAGGCUGGAACAUGAGCUGGGCAUGCUCAGAAACAGGCUUGCACACUAUCAGCAGAAAUACCAGAGCGCAUGUGAAGAAGCCCAACAGGCCAGGGCAGCAGAGAGGCGUGAGGAGGAGGCUGAGCUCCUCCAGCUGAGGCAAGAGCUGCAGGAGGCACAGGAGCAGCAGUAUCUGACACUACAGCGUCUCCAAGAAGCAGAGAGUGAGAGAAAUCGUCUAUUCUUGGAGUUAGGGAAGCAAGACAAACAGGUAAAGGCCGAGGAGACUCAUACACAAGAACAGCUACAGUCCUUAGAGUUGGAGUUAAGAGAGCUUAGGAGAUCCUUCACUAUUGCUGAUCAGCUGGCUGCCGAUCAGCUGAGUGCUGCCAAAGAUAAGCUUCGCUCACUCCACAGCACAGUGCAGAGAAUCAGUCAGGAGAGAGCAGAGGAUGCAGAGGAGCUAGAAGAAUCCAGGAUACAGGCUGCUCAAGCCAUGCAAGAUCUAACAAAGGCAGAGGCAGAAAUACAGGAUCUACAGAAGCUGCUUCAAGACAGGGUUCCUCUAUCAGACACAGAUAGCCUUAGUGUCCCAGACCCCAAAUUUCAACAGCAGGAGUUAGCCAGGCUGAGCCGAGUUUUAAAAAGCCAACAGGUUCAGACUAAACAUCUUCGAGAUCAGCUGGCUCAGGCACUGGAAGAGAACAGUGGAAACCUGGAUGAGCUGAUUGAGGAAAUAGAAGCUCUUAGAGAUACUCUGCUGCAGCAGAGCAAUUACCUGUCCAGUUUUGUACGUACUACACAUGGCAGUGGAUGCUGGUACUACGUUCCACCAUAUCAAAGUCACCAGAGUCUUGGUUCUCAGACUACACAGGACUCUGGCCUGGGUUCUCAGUAUGUUCCAUCACCUGAAAGAGGCAAACGUUCCAGAAGCCAGCAGCACAAAGAGACAAGACCUUCUUCCAGCUCGGGAUACUGGGUUUAUUCACCCCACCAACAUGACCCACACAAUUAUCGGAAAAGAGAGUCUUCAUACACAAACAGCAAUGGUGAGAGCGAUGAGGAAGGUGUUAGUGGAACUCAUUUCACCCCCCCACCAGGCUCAAUCAUCUAUACUGUGCCCCCUGAUGGCACUCAUCUUCCCCCAGGCAUGGUCAUUUACGCCCCUCCUGUACCAGGCCUAGCCGUGGGGCCUGGUGCAGUGUUUUAUGGCCCUCCGCCUGAAGGGGUCAGACUGGUUUAUGGCCCUCCUCCCAGUGGUCUACAUAUCCCUCUAAUCCCUAAUGGCACGCUACACUGCAAUGUGCCUGGUCAUCUGGAUAUGACACACUCUUCUAGAGUGACAGACAGUUUGUCAAGGGAGGAACAGUCAGAAAGAGUGGCAAGUAAGCGGGACCUACUCAGGCUGGAGGAACAGAGGUCAGAGUUGCAGAUGGAGCUUAAAGAGCUGCGGAGAGCUGUGAGCCGAAUUCAGCGCCACAAGAGGCUAUUGGAAAGUUCAGUAAGUCAUGCAGAAGAGGACACUGUAAUGGACGAGGUGGAAUGUCUGGGGAAAACUCUCUCCAAACGCAGGACUCAGCUACGAGAGGUAGAACGCCUCCUGUCAGAGGCUGAAGCAGAUCUGAAGGAUACCAGAACUAAGACCAAAGACACUCUGCAGUGCUACAAUGAAGCUAAGAAGAAGUUAAAAGAGACAGAAUGUGAGCUUGAGGAGAUUAAACAGCAAACCCAGGAUAGCACCCGACAGCUCACACACACCAAACAACAAAUCCGGGAUCUUCAAGAAGAGGUAAAAGAUCUGCAAACAUGUAAGCAGGAUCAGGAGAGCACACUAAAACAGGUGGAAAAGGCGAUUGAAGCUCGAGAUGCAGAGUUCCAUGAAGUCAACAGAAAUCUGAAGAGGGUAAACACUAAAAUGGAGGACAUGCAGAAAGAGCUGAGAGAGGCACAGUACCAGGAGGCUAAUCUUUUUAUGGGCUACAGAGACUCUGAGGAUAUUCUAUACACCCGCAGAAAAGAGCUGGAGCAUCUAAACACCCAGGUGCUGCUGCAGAAGGAACAGCUGUCUUUACUGGGCAGGAAGCUAGAGCAGUGGAGGGAAGAGGAGGGCAUUGUCAGGGCAAAUGUGGAAAAGCACAGGCAGAGCCUGGUGGAGGUGCUGAGGCAGGGAGAAGAGGACGCACACCGUCUGCAGCAACACAUUAAGGAGCUGCGUGAGGAUGUGCAGUCUCUGGCUGCACAAAAGGGGGAGCUGGACUCCCAGCUCUCAGAGAGGAGACGAAGACAGGCUCAGUAUAAAAGGGAAGAGAAGAAAAUUCACGAGAAAAUGCAGAAUCAGCGUGCAGUCAUCAACAAGCACAAAGCAGAGCUGAAGCAGGUCCUGGACAUGAUCCAACUGGAGAGUGUGGAGCUAGAGAGAGUGAAGGUUCAACACAACCAGAAACUGGACCAGCUGGAGAAGAGCCAGGAGACUUUGCUACAGGUGCGUCUGGAACUGCAGGAGGUGGAGAAGGAGGUGCAGGAGCAACAGACUGAGCGGGAGAGACAUAGGAGGCUACAGGAGCAGGAGAUCCUCACACUGAAAGAGCAGACUAAUGCCGCAGCCAUAGAGAGGAGCAGCCUGCUGGAGCAGUGCACCAACCUGGAGGCCCGCCGCUCACAUGCUCAGAGAUGUCAGGAAACAGCAGAGGAGGGGGUGAGAAAAGCAGAGGCAGAGUUGCUGAAACUGCAGGCAGAGCUGGCUAAGCUGAAGCUGGAGCACAGACAUGCCCAAAGUAUCCGAGAAGAGGUCAACAGAGAUGCUGCCACAACCCAGAAACAACUAGAAGAGAAAUCUAAGGAUCUGAAUAAACUAAAGGAAGAUAUUGCACACUCAACAGUUCAGCUAGAGAAAAUUAAAAAGGAGGUAGAAGAUGCUCAGCGAGAGCGGGAUGAAUUUGUGAAGCAGCAGCAGCACCAGAAGGCUGUGAUGCAGGACAAAAUCCAGAGGAGACAACAACGAAUAGACAAAUUGGAGCAGCAGCUGAAGGAGAUUGAGGCAUCUGUGGAAAAGAAGGAGAUGCAGUUUGAGCGACAGGAGGAGCGCCUGAUGAUCCAACAGCAGCAGAGUUCAGAGCUGGAGGAGCUACAGAGACAGCAGCAGCAGAAGUUGCAGGCUCAGCUACAGGCUCUAGAGGAAGCUCUGUCGAAGCGAGUGGAGAAGAUGGAGCAGGUCACGGUUGCUGUGGAAACGCUAGAAGAGCAGAGACGCUUCCUGCUGGCAGAUCAGCAGCAGUGUGCUUUACUGCAGGACAGAGUGGCACAGCUGGAACAAGAGCUGGUUGAGAGUGAGGCCAGGCUAUGUGCCAGUGCAGAGGAGCAAAGAGAAACAAGGGAGGAACUUGAAACCUGCCGCUCUGACAUCCAGAUUCUUCAAGGUACUCUUGCCACCGAGAGGGAGCGUGCAGAUAAACUACAGCAGGCUGAGCUCUGGAGUCAGGGAGAGGAGGACGGUCAUAUGCAAGACAUUAAAGAUACUGCGCGCUCGCUGAGAGCUGAAGUGCAAGCAGAGCUGGACAGUGGUUUGAAAGAGCUAGAGCUGCAGCCCAUGACCACUUCAGACAUGGACAGUGACGAGGAGAACCACACAUCCGCAGCACUGAACACUGGGAAAGCGGCCUCCAGCAGCAGAGACGAGCAGUGGCGAGGAGAAGUGCUGAGAGAAAAGCUGAGGCAGCAUGAAGAUAACCUGAAGGCACAGCUGCGCAGGUGCAUGUUCUCUCAGCAGGAGGCACUGAGUCUGCGCAGGCAGCAGACGGAGGGGAGCAUCCAGGGCCUGCGCCGACGAGUAGACAAACUGGACCAGCUACUGACCAAGUCAGGCCAGGAUUUCCAUUACAGUGGUGACUCCAACGUCCUCCCCAAAUAUAUGUGUUCAGACACAGAAAGAUGGCGGCCGCGGAGGGAGAGAGAUCACUCCUUAAGCCCCAUUAGGCAGUACCUCACCGUUCCUGAGAAAGACCAACCUGACAUGCUGAGCCAAGUGCACUGAAGCCAAAACCUUCUCUCUGGUUGCUACUGAAGCCAAGUCGCAGUGUGAAGGAGAUUCCCAGCUGUCAUCCUGCAGCAGUCAUGCUGUGUUGAGACACGCUCUGUGACUACAUGAGGAGCUGAAAUAUAUAAAGGUGCAAAUUUUCUGCUUUUUUUUUUUUUUUUUUAGGUUUAUUACCUCAGAGCCAAAAAGAGUCUUUUUUUUUUUUUUUGCUUGAGAGAAAUUAUUUGACUUUUUUUUUACAAAUAAUUUUAACAUUUUUGAUAACAUUUUUUGAUCUACUGCGCCUCAUGUCAGUGGUAUACGUGACUGGAGGUUUAAUGCCUUUUUCACCUCCCUGUACAAACGUUUUGAUAAAGUCCGCUCUUUUUACCACGAACUAAAAUAUUUAUUACAGCACUUACAAUUUUUUUUUAUACAUCACUGUUCCUCACAUUUUUACAAUUGUGUGCAAUAAAAGUCAUUUUAAUCUAG